Messenger RNA from Entrophospora candida, 125 nucleotides. Lineage: Eukaryota; Fungi; Glomeromycota; Glomeromycetes; Entrophosporales; Entrophosporaceae. The record is from the annotation of a GenBank genome assembly.
AUGAAGAAAUUGUCACCCAUUACAGUCACCAACCAAAGGAUAAAGUAUAAGAAAGGAGAUCAGGAACAAGAUAUUGUUGCAACCCUAAUUAGUCAAAAAUGUCACAGAUUAAGAAAAUUACAAAU